This is a messenger RNA of Centrocercus urophasianus (Greater sage-grouse), 1797 nucleotides long. RefSeq names its product syntaxin-4-like. Gene Ontology annotation, molecular function: SNARE binding; SNAP receptor activity. NCBI's taxonomy places the organism in Eukaryota, Metazoa, Chordata, Aves, Galliformes, Phasianidae. The coding region runs from base 17 to 559 and encodes 180 amino acids. Gene Ontology annotation, biological process: vesicle fusion; intracellular protein transport; exocytosis. The record is from RefSeq and is a predicted model, not a curated record. Gene Ontology annotation, cellular component: endomembrane system; SNARE complex; plasma membrane. The transcript is spliced from 5 exons.
GAUUUGGGGUUGCCUGAUGGGUUCUUUGUGUCUCUUGCAGCACGGAGUCCUCCUGCAGGAGUUCCUGGAUGUGACAUCGAGGCUCCACGCAGCUCAGAGCCACUACAGGCAGCGCUGCCUGCAGCGAGUGCGGCGCCAUCUGCACAUCACCGGGAACUCAGCGGUGACCGAUGAGGAAUUGGAGGAGAUGCUGGAAAGCGGGCAGAGCGAAGUCUUCGUUUCCAACGUCCUUGGGGCGGCUCGGGCCACACGGGCGGCGUUGGACGAGGUGACGUCGAGGCACCGGGAGCUGCAGCGCCUCGAGAGGGCGAUGAGGGAACUGCAGGAGCUGUUCGGGGCACUGGGAGCCGCUGUGGAGGGGCAGGGUGAGGCCAUCAAUCGCAUCGAGCUGCACAUCCUGCAGUCGGGGACGGCAGUGCACAAAGGGGGGCGGCAGCUCAGGGCGGCGCAGGAGCAGCAGGGCAAGGCCAGGAGGAAACGCCUCAUUAUGGCUGCCUGCCUCGUCCUCACCCUCGUUAUCCUCAUCGCCAUCAUCGCUGCUUCAGUGGCUGCCGGCUGAGCCCCGCCCCCCUCCUCGCUGCUGAUUGGCCGGUGCUGUGCCUUUGGUUCCACCCCUCUUGCUGCUGAUUGGCCUUUGCCGUGCCUUAGCCCCACCCUCUUUCUAUUCGGAGGGUGCAUGUGGUUAGGUUGGGCACUUCCUGUCUAUACUGACAGCACUUCCUGUUGCUGCUGACGUCACUUCCUGAUGCUGACGUCACUUCCUGUCACUAAUGACGUCACUUCCUGAGGCUCUUGAAGUGCCUUCCAGUCAAUGCUGACAUCGCUCGCCUCUACUGACAUCACUUCCUAUUGUUAUUGUCACUAUUGACACCACUUCCUGUCACUGCUGACGUCACUUCCUGCUGCUAUUGAUGUCACUUCUUGUCUGUAAUCGCACCACUUCAUGUCUCUCUUCAUAUCAUUUCCUGUUACAUCACUUCCUGUCACUACUGGCGUCACUUCCUGUUGCCAGUGACGCCACUUCCUGGCACUACUGAUGUCACUUCCUGUUACUACUGAUGUCACUUCCUGUCUCUACCGCCAUCUUUUCCUGGCACUAUUGAGGUCAUUUCCUGCUUUUAUUGACGCCACUUCCUGUCGCCACCAAUGCCACUUCUUGGCACUACUGACAUCACUUCCUGUACCUACUGACAUCAUUUCCUGUUGCCACUGAUGUCACUUCCUGGCACUGCAGACAUCACUUCCUGCUGCUAUUGACACCACUUCCUGUCACUACUGAUGUUGCUUCCUGAUGCCCCCAACGCCACUUCCUGUCACUACUGACGCCACUUCCUGUCACUACUGAUGCCACUUCCUGUCCCGGCUUGGGCUGGGGUCACAUGGCACCGUCCUGAGCUACCUCAGCUGUGACCCCACUGACCCCCAUUCUGCCCCACUGUGAACCCAGUGACCCCACUGUGACCCCAUUGACCCCAUUGUGACCCCAGUGUCCCUAUUGACCCCACUGACCCCAUAUGGACCUCAUUGACCCCACUGUCCCCACUGCGACCCCAUUUCCCCCACUGACCCCAUAUUGACCUCAUUGUGACCCCAUUGACCCCACUGUGACCCUAUUGUGACCCCAUUGACCCCACUGUGACCCUAUUGUUGCCCCAUUGACCCCCUUGUCCCUAUUGUGACCCCAUUGUCCCCAUGGACCCCAUAUUGACCCCAUUGUGUCCCCAUUAACCCCAAUGUGACCCCAUUGUGACCCCACUGACCCCAAUGUCCCCAUUUCCCCUACUGACCCCAUUGUGC